GCAGAGAGGCAACACAAGCCGCAAUGUACAGUCAUCUGCCGACCUGCCGUUAGGGUUCUCGUCCAAGCAUUUCGCUUCAGCAUCCUCACAUUUUCCUCCUAAUUGCUUUCUGCGCGGAUAGAUGAGCCUAUGAAGCCUUCAACCAGGUGUUUGGAGCUUCUAAAAAUAAUCCCCAAAGGAAAAAGAAAAAAAGCAGAAAACAAUUUAAUCAAUUCCGAUUUCUUGCGGGGGAAGGGGCAAGGGAAAGAAAGGCUCUGGAAGAAACAAGAUCGCCCAGAGAUAGCGGUUGAAUUGGCCAACGUCGUCGCUCAAUUUGGCUUAAUUGACUCCGGCAGUAUGCCAAGGACGCAUUGGCAAUAUCUAAGUCGGUACAACGAGCAAACAAAACGCGUGACGGUGACGUGUGGGGUUGUGCUUGCCAUUUUAUGUGUGCGAGGGUGCGUGUGUAUGUGUAUGUGUGUGUGUGUGGGUAGUAGGAGGCAAGAUCAUCACGAGAGGGCAGCAGGACAUGAGAUAAUGGCAAGGAUGAGGGGUGUUGAGUGUGGUGGUGGAAGAGACGAAAUUUCUGGUGAUGAUGUGAUCAGUGAAGUGAAGACGACAGCGAUACACAGACAAGUAUAUAAGACGACGCCACCGCCGGCAUUGAACCGAUAUUAUCACCAUCACCAUCACCAGCUCCAAUAGCUUCAUCAGACACGAGUAUUAGCUCCCUCCUCAGUUCUUCAAGCCACAUCUUUCUCAGCACAGGGCCUCACCACCGGCGCCUCACCUAAACAUCACCAAAAAUGAAGUUCCAGGCCAUCCUCAUCGCCACCCUCUCGGCCACCGGCCUCGCCUCCCCCGUCCCUGAGCCUCAGGCCAAGCCCAAGUUCGUCCAGGCUUACACCCUCCGUCUCUCCUCGCGCACCCCCUCCCUAGACGGAAAACCCCUAACCCUCUCCAACACAACCCUCGGCAUCUUCCCCUCCUCCCCCUCCACCCCCCUCUUCUACCCCAUCCGCAACCCCCAAACCAACCUCCUCGAGCUGCAUUCCCCCCAAACCUCCUCCGCCCUCGCCCUAGUAGGCACCCACGGCCUCCUCUCCCUCUCCGCCGUCCCCAACCCGGCCUCCGUCACCGUCCCCACCGGCACGACCCUCGACUGGCAAAACUUUGACCUCUCCGACGACGUCUCCGCCGGCUCCCUCACCUACGCAGGCAGCACCAAGGACGGCUCCUGGGUCGCCUUCCCCGUCGGAAAGGGUCAGGCGGGCGAGUGGGCCGUCAAGUGGAAGGACGUCACCGCCACCACGACCCAAAACUACAUCCCCGUCAAGGUUGUCUACGAGGUUGUCGAGGGGUUCCACAUUACUGCUUAGAUGUAUAUAUCAGUGAAAAAAAAAAAAAAAACAGGGGAGGUGGGGGGCGGUUAGCUUGCCAAGAGGAUGAUGAAUGAAAGUUGGUGUUGUUUUGUUUAUUUAGGGACCC
Podospora bellae-mahoneyi is the source of this 1467-nucleotide messenger RNA. RefSeq lists its product as uncharacterized. Bases 786 to 1358 code for a protein of 190 amino acids. The record is from RefSeq and is a predicted model, not a curated record. The transcript is spliced from 2 exons. NCBI's taxonomy places the organism in Eukaryota, Fungi, Ascomycota, Sordariomycetes, Sordariales, Podosporaceae.